Cariama cristata (Red-legged seriema) is the source of this 1672-nucleotide messenger RNA. RefSeq names its product vitamin D (1,25- dihydroxyvitamin D3) receptor (gene VDR). The record is from RefSeq and is a predicted model, not a curated record. Lineage: Eukaryota; Metazoa; Chordata; Aves; Cariamiformes; Cariamidae. The transcript has 9 exons. Gene Ontology annotation, cellular component: nucleus. Gene Ontology annotation, molecular function: nuclear receptor activity; vitamin D response element binding; zinc ion binding. Gene Ontology annotation, biological process: positive regulation of transcription by RNA polymerase II; cell differentiation; multicellular organism development.
AUGUCCCAGCUCCAGAGCUCCUGGGAAAUGCACCAGCAGAGCAUGGCGUAUCUUCCAGAUACAGACAUGGAGACCAUGGCUGCUAGCACAUCGCUUCCCGACCCAGCCGGCGAGUUUGACAGGAACGUGCCCCGUAUCUGUGGUGUCUGUGGGGACAGAGCCACUGGCUUUCACUUCAAUGCCAUGACCUGCGAAGGCUGCAAGGGCUUCUUCAGGAGAAGCAUGAAGAGGAAAGCGAUGUUCACGUGCCCGUUCAAUGGUGACUGCAAAAUCACCAAGGAUAACCGGCGGCACUGCCAGGCGUGUCGACUGAAGCGCUGUGUGGACAUCGGCAUGAUGAAAGAAUUCAUCCUGACGGACGAAGAGGUUCAGAGGAAGCGUGAGAUGAUACUGAAGCGCAAGGAGGAGGAGGCACUCAAGGAGAGCCUGAAGCCCAAACUCUCAGAGGAGCAGCAGAAAGUCAUCGACAUCCUCCUCGAGGCUCAUCGCAAAACCUAUGACCCCACGUACGCCGACUUCACCAAGUUUCGGCCCCCCGUGAGAAGCACCUCUAGCAACAAGGGGGCAGCAAGGUCUUCCUCCAUCCUCACCCAGGAUUUGUCCUCGGAGGACUCCACCGACCUCUUUGGCUCCGAUGCCUUCAGCACAUUUCCAGAGUCUGUGGAGCCCCAGAUGUUUUCGAACAUGGUCCUCUCCGAGGACAAUGACGAGAGCUCCUCCGUGAACAUCGACUUGUCCCACUUCUCCAUGCUCCCGCACUUGGCUGACCUGGUCAGCUACAGCAUACAGAAGGUGAUCGGCUUUGCUAAAAUGAUCCCAGGAUUCAGGUGAGACCUUUGCUCUCAGAUCCGAUGUCCAUUGCUGAAAUCCAGCGCCAUUGAGGUGAUCAUGCUGCGCUCGAACCAGUCCUUCACCCUCGAGGACAUGACGUGGACCUGCGGUAGCAAUGACUUCAAGUACAGGGUCAGCGACGUCACCCAAGCUGGCCACAGCAUGGACCUGCUCGAGCCGCUCGUGAAAUUCCAGAUUGGCUUGAAGAAGCUGAACCUUCACGAAGAAGAGCACGUGCUCCUCAUGGCCAUCUGCAUCCUGUCCCCAGAUCGCCCAGGCGUACAGGACACCUCGCUGGUGGAAUCCCUCCAGGAUCGCCUCUCGGAGAUCCUCCAGACCUACAUCCGCUGCAGGCACCCUCCUCCCGGCAGCCGCUUGCUCUACGCCAAGAUGAUCCAGAAGCUGGCCGACCUUCGGAGCCUGAACGAGCAGCACUCCAAGCAGUACCGCUGCCUCUCCUUCCAGCCCGAGCACAGCAUGCAGCUCACGCCGCUGGUGCUCGAGGUCUUCGGCAAUGAGAUAUCCUGACUCCGGCCGUGGGGUUGAGCACCCACUAUUAAAGGGAUAAGUCAGCCUGGCUUCCCCGAGGCAGCGAGUGGAGAGCUGCGACCCUGGGCAGGAGUUUUGUACAUAGACGGUUCGGUUUCACACUACUGGAGGUCCUGCUUUGUCUUCUCAGCCACGGCGGCCGAGGUUUGCUCGCUGCGGAGCAGUGACAGACCCAGAUCCGUGCGGUUUCCCCCUACUCUGUGAGCAGCUUUUCCGCUUCCCUGGCAUCUGCGAGAGCUGACUUGUCCCUUUAUGGAUAUUUUGAGGCUGGGCUGCCUCGAAUCCCUUCUUU